Messenger RNA from Neomonachus schauinslandi (Hawaiian monk seal), 1059 nucleotides. It is a transcript of the gene ZBP1, whose product is annotated as Z-DNA binding protein 1. Gene Ontology annotation, molecular function: DNA binding; double-stranded RNA adenosine deaminase activity; RNA binding. The annotation marks the transcript as partial. Lineage: Eukaryota; Metazoa; Chordata; Mammalia; Carnivora; Phocidae. The transcript is spliced from 8 exons. The record is from RefSeq and is a predicted model, not a curated record. Gene Ontology annotation, cellular component: nucleus. Gene Ontology annotation, biological process: positive regulation of type I interferon-mediated signaling pathway.
AUGGCCCAGGCCCCCGGGGACCCUGAUGAAAGAGACCUUGAGCAGAGGAUCCUGCAGGUGCUGAGGGAUGCUGGCUCCCCCAUGAAGUCUUUCCAGUUGGCAAAGGAAUGCCAAGUGCCCAAGAAGAAACUCAACCAAGUCCUCUACCGGAUGAAGGAAGAGUCCAAAGUCUCCCUGGAAGGCCAGGCGAUGUGGGGCCUGGGCAAGGGCAGGACUGAAGUGGAGCCCUCAGAGCUGGCCCAGCCCAGCCAGGCAGAGAGGCCCCAGCAAGGCACAGUUACCGUUCCACAGGAAGCUGGCUCUUGGCUCACUCAACAGCGGGAGGAAGACAUCUACAGGAUUCUGGAAGCCCAUGGGCCCUGUAAGGCCCUGACCAUCUCCCAGAAGCUGGGAAGGAAGACAGCAAAAGAAGUCAACCCAGACUUGUACGCUAUGAGGAGGAAGCAUCUUCUGGACUUGGAUGAGAAGUCAAGUACAUGGGCAAUUUAUCAACCAGAUUCGGGAGGAAGAAAUCCGGCCACUGAGAUUAUUUACCAGAAAAAUUCAAUCAACAUAAUCUGUCAGAAUGGACCAAAUAACCACAUUUCCAUUGACAACUCUGAAGCCAUCCAGAUUGGACAUGGGAAUGUCAUCAUGAGACGGGCAGCCUCUGGAGAGAAUAGCUCCAUGGCUCCCCUCGAACUCCCCCCAGUGGCGUCAGCUGAUCCCUCAACUCAGAGUUCCCCGGCUGCAGCCUGGGGACCCCAGGACAUCCACUUGGAGAAGUCUGUGCUCAGACGGGUACAGAUAGGACAUGGCAACAAGAUGAACCUCAACGGUGCCCAGGCCAAAGGCCCUGCAGCCUGCAACCCCUUGGGCAGCCCCCCAGCCUCUGCCACUGCUGAAGGCCCAGGAGCUUCGUUCGAAAUUCGAAUGCCCCAACCAGGAUCUUCCUCCAAGGAGGAGAUGGCCCAGAGAGUCCAUAUCGGUUCAUGCUUCCUUGAGGACAUUGCCAUCGGCAACAGCAACAGAAUGACUAUCAGCUCGGAGACAGCUGGUCCAGGAGGAGUUGCAAAGGAG